Molecule: messenger RNA, 798 nt
Organism: Zychaea mexicana
Lineage: Eukaryota; Fungi; Mucoromycota; Mucoromycetes; Mucorales; Lichtheimiaceae
Product: F/Y rich C-terminus-domain-containing protein
Exons: 4
Coding region: 1-798 (265 amino acids)
Biological process (GO): regulation of cell cycle
Cellular component (GO): nucleus
Source: RefSeq, a predicted model, not a curated record
AUGGUACCAUCGUCUCGACCCAAACGCAUGCGGCGUGGACCCGUGGAACCCAAGAUGCGCCGUGUGCAGCCGCUUGAAAAAGACUCCGUUUCAGGAGAAUACAAGCUGCCCGCGCGUGUCGGCAUUCUUACGGUCCACUCCCUAGGUCGUGUCGUGCCCCUCCCCACCUACCACAAUGAUCGCUACAUCUGGCCUCCUGGCUUCAAAGUGAGCAGAACGUACCUGAGCAUGGUCGAUCCAAAUACCAAUACUUCAUAUACGUGCUCGGUCGAGGAGAAUGGCGAACAGGGUCCUAGGUUCCGUGUGGUUGCUGAGGAUUGUCCCGACCAGCCGAUCAUUGCCAACUCUGCAACCGGUGUAUGGACUGCCAUUGUCAAACGUGCCAAUGAAAUUCGACACAGGGAUCAUUCCAACUCGGCUUCUGGACCUGACUAUUACGGAUUCACACACGCAACAAUCGCCAAAAUGAUCCAAGAUUUACCCGGAACUGAAAACUGUAUCAAUUACGUGUGGCAAAAGUUUGGCGUGAUGCAUCAACGGACUGCAGCGGGCGUCGCUGCGGCUGCACAAAAGAAGCUGACGAAUUUGGAAAUCAUGGGAAGUGCAAACAAGCGACCGCCACCCCUUCAUCAACAAGAUCGAGACGAUUUUACAAUCAUGGAGCAUCCCGAAGAACAGAUUGCAGCAGCAGCAGCAGCAGCAGCAGCAGCGGCAACUCAUCCUGUAAAGAUAGAGACACAACAACAGGAGCCCAUCCGGUUGAUCCAAAUGCAGCAAUCGUCAGCCACUGAUACGUAG